AUGGCUACACAAGCUGCUAUAAGUGGGCAGAAAGAAACCGCUGAUUUGGUCAAUCUGGCCUAUGCUGCUCAAGGGAGGAAUCAUGGGAAAGGGCAAUCACAAUGCUAUAGUUGCAAAGAAUUUGGGCAUAUUGCACGCAAUUGCAAUAAGAAAUUCUGCAACUAUUGCAAACAACAAGGCCACAUUAUCAAAGAGUGUCCUACACGUCCAGAAAAUAGAAAAGCCCAAGCAUUUCAAGUUGUUGCUUCAUCCUCUACUGUUAGUCAGUCAACAAUUACUCCAGAAAUGAUACAACAAAUGAUUCUUUCAGCUUUCUCUGCGCUUGGACUUAAAGGAUCAGGUGUCGGGGAAGGUGAUCGCGAAGGGGCCUAAAGUGGGCAGAAUUUUUCCGCUGCAAUUUUCGAUUCCUAGAACUUUGUCUUUAACUUCUAUUUUAGUUGAGAAUAAGGCUUCCAUUUGGCAUAAACGCUUAGGUCAUCCGAAUAAUGAGAUUUUAUCAACAUUAAUGAAUCGUGGUUUUCUUGGUAACAAAGAUAAAAGUUUCAAUUUUGAUUGUUCUACCUGUAAGUUGGGGAAGAGUAAAGUUUUACCUUUUCCUACAUCUGGUAGUCAUGCUACUACAUGUUUUGAGAUUAUACAUUCUGAUGUUUGGGGUAUUACUCCUGUUAUCUCACAUGCUCAAUAUAAAUAUUUUGUUACGUUUA
This is a messenger RNA of Papaver somniferum (opium poppy), 704 nucleotides long. Its product is annotated as replication protein A 70 kDa DNA-binding subunit C-like. The transcript is spliced from 2 exons. Gene Ontology annotation, molecular function: nucleic acid binding; zinc ion binding. NCBI's taxonomy places the organism in Eukaryota, Viridiplantae, Streptophyta, Magnoliopsida, Ranunculales, Papaveraceae. The record is from RefSeq and is a predicted model, not a curated record. Bases 1 to 372 code for a protein of 123 amino acids.